GAUGGAUUAUCAACAAAGUGUAUAUGUAUUUCUAUGAGUCGCAGCAUCGCUGUGAGUGUGUGCGCGAGCGCGAGCGUGCGUAAAGACCGACAGGCUCGAGCGCUUCAUUUCGAUUCACCGGGGACCCCUGCGCGCAACAAGAGCCCCCCAUGGGUGCAAUAGUGCAAACACAGACGGCGGUGAUUGGCCAGAGGUUGAUCAGAUGGUACACUUCCCCUCUGUACUCAGCGGCACCUCACAACCCCCCCUUUCAGCAAAAACCAAAUCUCGGAUAAAGUAAUGGCAAAACCACUUGGACUAUAAAAGACAACAAAUCAUAUUCCUCCGGAGUAUAUACACCCCGUUGUCCACCCAUGAGUUCCUAUUUUGUUAACUCAACUUUUCCCGUGUCUCUACCGGGAGGACAGGACUCUCUCCUGGGUCAGAUACCGUUAUAUUCCUCGGGAUACACCGAUCCGUUAAGACACUACUCCAACGCGGCCACAUAUGGAGCAGCCAACAUGCAGGAUAAGGUUUACCCGGCGUCCUACUACCAGCAGACGGGCGCAGCUGCCGCGGCCAUCUACGGCCGCGCCGGCGGCGGAGCGCCCUGCGACUACAACCCGGUCGGGACUUUCUACAAGGACGCGGAGGGCUCGUGCGCUUUCUCGAGCCGCGAGGACCAGCCGCUGUUUGUCACUCAGGAGCAUCAGCAGCGCAAAGCGGAGUGCCCGGAGCAGACUGUCAGUAUGAGCAGCAGCAUUGACGACAAGUCCUCCACUCUGAUCUACCCGUGGAUGCAGAGGAUGAACGCCUGCUCCGCCGACACACGACUACAGAUUUCGAGUGCACUUUCAGGUCCAUUUGGCAACAGUGGCCGCAGGGGCCGACAGACCUACACCCGCUACCAGACUCUGGAGCUGGAGAAGGAGUUCCACUUUAACCGCUACCUGACCAGGAGGCGCCGGAUAGAGAUCUCCCACGCGCUGUGUCUGACGGAGAGACAGAUCAAAAUCUGGUUUCAGAACCGCAGGAUGAAGUGGAAAAAGGAGAACAAACUCCUCAAUCCAUCAAAGACACCCGAGGAGGAGGAGGAACAGGCGGAGAAAAAGAGCUAAAGGGACACUGAAAGAAAGGCAUGUGUGUGUGCGCGCGCUUGGGUGCGCACACUCCUAAAAUAAAACGAUGUAUUAUUUCUUUGUAGAUAAAGUGCUGCAAAUCACAUGUUAGAGGCGUGUAGAGUGAUAGACUUUAUUUCAGUAUCUGCACGGUAAUAAUGUCUGCAUUAGGUUAAAAAUCUGUUUGUCCUUGUGCUCGUGUGUUUAUUUAGGGGACUAUGCAAAAUCCGCCAAAAUGUAAAUAAUUUUUAGUGUUUAGUUUUUGACAAUGUUGUUACCUCAUUAUCGUAGGCCUACUGAGAUUUAUUCUUCUUAUUUUUUUUUUUCCACCUCAUGACAUUAAAAAAGAGGCUUUGUCCUUCCCUGUACAUCUCGUGGUGUAGUUGUUGUAUAAUAGUCUAGGCUCGUUGUUUACAGCUGUGCCCUCAACGGUUACAUUUGUACAGAUAAGAAAUGUUACAUGUUAUUUAUUGUUGUUCACCAUGUGUUCAAUGCACAUCUGGAUAUUGUGUGCAAUAUUUUGUUUAGGAAAUUGUACAUAGAAAUAAAGGCUUUUUGAUGUA
Messenger RNA from Siniperca chuatsi (mandarin fish), 1660 nucleotides. It is a transcript of the gene hoxb6b, whose product is annotated as homeobox B6b. Gene Ontology annotation, cellular component: nucleus. NCBI's taxonomy places the organism in Eukaryota, Metazoa, Chordata, Actinopteri, Centrarchiformes, Sinipercidae. Bases 354 to 1097 code for a protein of 247 amino acids. Gene Ontology annotation, molecular function: DNA-binding transcription factor activity, RNA polymerase II-specific; RNA polymerase II cis-regulatory region sequence-specific DNA binding. Gene Ontology annotation, biological process: regulation of transcription by RNA polymerase II; anterior/posterior pattern specification. The transcript is spliced from 4 exons. The record is from RefSeq and is a predicted model, not a curated record.